AAAUCCCAAUCCAAUUGGUCGGUCACAUUCCCGACAUGCACAGCGUGUCACUAUAUAAUUCCCCAAACCCACCCCAAAACGAUCUAAUAUACGAGUAGGAGACUUCUGAACAGCGACGUCAACUACUUAUACAAGUUCUUUCACGUUGUUCAUCAACAUUCCCAAAUACUUCGAAAUCACGAAAUUAAACAUUCGCCGCAAAAUUCACGAACGAUUCUCCAUCGGUUGAACUCCUACUCAGAUUCACAAAGGUUUAAGGAAUUCAAUUUUCUGUUCUUCGAUUUUAGCUGAAAAAAAAGGAAGUAGUUUUGAUAAAUAAAUCAUCGACAAAAUGUUUUCAAAAAUGUUCGGAAAGCCUGCUCAACAGGCGGAUCCUCUGGCAUCGUUAGAGAAAUUAAAUGAGACUCUUGAAAUGCUAGAGAAGAAAGAGAACGUCUUCUUGAAAAAGGCUGCUGCAGAAGUUGAAAAGGCAAAGGCGUUCACUAGAGCGAAAAAUAAGAGAGCUGCAAUACAAUGUUUGAAAAGGAAAAAACUUUACGAGCAACAAAUUGAACAGCUUGGUAAUUCCCAGUUGCGCAUUCAUGAUCAGAUGAUAAUGAUUGAAGGGGCAAAAGCGACAACAGAAACUGUUGAUGCUUUGAGAACUGGAGCAGCUGCUAUGAAAGCUAUGCAGAAGGCCACUAAUAUCGAUGACGUGGACAAAACGAUGGAUGAGAUUAAUGAGCAGACCGAAAAUAUGAAACUAAUUCAAGAAGCACUGUCUUCUCCUCUUGGUUCUGUAGCUGAUUUUGACGAUGAUGAAUUGGAGGCAGAACUUGAUGAACUUGAGGGAGCUGAACUGGAGGAACAACUUCUGCGACCUACACCACAUUCUCCUGUUCGAGUGCCUGGCGGAAGGCAACCAUUAACACAGAUUGAUGAGGAGGAGGAAGAACUUGCUCAACUGCAGAGGGAAAUGGCAAUGGCACUUUGAGGAGUUACCAAAUCUCAAGGCCAAAGGACCUGUAAAAACAAAGUACUGUUAUAUAUUAUGGAGAUCAUGGUUUUGAGCCUGCUACUACUGGUUCUGUAUAUAGAUGACAUGGAAUGGUUUGUUUUUAUUCUUCAAUUUUCAUGCAUAAAUUGUGUGCUUCCGUGUUUUUUUUUUUUUUUUUAAUUUACCCUAAAUAUAUUUUGCAUUCUUUUGGGACCGAUAGUCCCGAUUAAGCAAAUCUUAUUUUCGAGCACUGCAAAUCUGCAGUUGUGGAUUGAUGAUAUCAACUAGGCCAUGUUUGAUAUGUUUGAUUGGCUUUUUGUUUAAUCUAUUAAUUAGUGCUAAUUUUUCUUUUCAUAGUAUGGUUCAA
This is a messenger RNA of Erythranthe guttata (spotted monkey flower), 1343 nucleotides long. Its product is annotated as vacuolar protein sorting-associated protein 32 homolog 1. The record is from RefSeq and is a predicted model, not a curated record. Gene Ontology annotation, biological process: vesicle budding from membrane; late endosome to vacuole transport via multivesicular body sorting pathway. NCBI's taxonomy places the organism in Eukaryota, Viridiplantae, Streptophyta, Magnoliopsida, Lamiales, Phrymaceae. Gene Ontology annotation, cellular component: cytoplasmic side of plasma membrane; multivesicular body; ESCRT III complex.